GGGAGGGAGGGAGGGGAGAGAGCACGCACGCAGAGUAGACGAGAUAUAUUUGAAAAUAUACGACAUGUUCGACACGGAAAGAUUUAUCGAGGAGAUCGAGAAAAGGCCGGCGAUCUACGAUGUGAAUCGUAGCGAGUACAACGACCGUAACGCCAAGAUGAGCGCGUGGGAAGAGGUUUGUCAGGUGAUGGUACCGAACUGGACGCGUUUGUCGGACGAAGAGAGAAACAUGGAAGAAAAGAGCUUGCGAGGGAAGUGGAGAAAUAUACGCGACUAUUUCAUGAAAGAGUUCAAACUGCAGCUACAGAAGUCCCUGAAACCGGAUUCGGUACGCCGGAAGCGGAAAAAGUACAUGUACUACGAUCAACUGCUUUUUCUCAUGCCCACCGUUGAAAACAAGCUACGGAUUACGAAUACCGCGGGAAAUCAAUGCAAAUCUGAGGAAAGCGAAGGCGAAGGCGACAAUCCGGUUAUAGAGGAGUCCGACGUUCCACUGGCCCACGCUGUUCCGUCUCUAACGACCGGCAGGGAAUACGUGCAAACCGGUGCUUCCUUCAAAAUGUGUCCACGUUAUCCGAAGCAAUUGUGCGAAACGUCUUUGACGUCCUUCGAUAACGAGAUUCACGAUAUCCUAUCGUCGCACAGCGGUCAACGGGUAGCGAUCGACGAGGAAGAUUACGACAAAAUGUUUCUCUUGUCUCUGUUACCGACCAUCAGGCAAAUACCCGAGGAGAAAAAGUUGGACGUUCGAAUACAAAUGCAGCAAGUAUUGGCUUCGGCUCUGCGUCCGCCGGACGAUAAAUAAUCGACCGUUACGAUUAUUCCCUUUUGAUUGCAACGAACGUUUGGAUCGACGACCGUGCCGAUAAAGAUUUUAACGACAUGCAAUUUCGCGGAACCAGUAUCGUCGAUCUUGUACCUCGAUCUUUUAGAUUAACGAGAAGGUUACGCGCGAUGAAGUUACAUAUUUCAUCAUGCAUGGCGUGUGUGUGGCAUAUACAUGUAUAUGGCUAAUAUUAUUGAGAUGCCUUAUGUGCAGGGACGAGUACAGUACAAAUCCUAAGUACUGAUUUCUGAUUGUACCAAUUACUAUUAAAGAGCAACGAUCACGUGCACUGUAAGAAUACCUCUAUCUGUGAUAUGGUCGUGUUACAUGUAGAGAUAAUAGAAUAUAAUUCGAACAAAAUGGUAUGGAUUUUCUUGAAACGUGCUACGCGGUAAGAGAUUAUACAAUUAUUAAGAUAUCGUACGAGCAGGGUAUACGUGUAACGACGUAGAGAAAUAUCGUGCUGUAUCUGAAAAUAUUUUAACAUUAUAUAGUUGAUAUUAAAAA
Messenger RNA from Vespula pensylvanica (western yellowjacket), 1333 nucleotides. RefSeq lists its product as uncharacterized. Bases 65 to 805 code for a protein of 246 amino acids. Gene Ontology annotation, biological process: regulation of transcription by RNA polymerase II. The transcript is spliced from 3 exons. Lineage: Eukaryota; Metazoa; Arthropoda; Insecta; Hymenoptera; Vespidae. Gene Ontology annotation, molecular function: DNA binding. Gene Ontology annotation, cellular component: transcription regulator complex; nucleus. The record is from RefSeq and is a predicted model, not a curated record.